Molecule: messenger RNA, 1051 nt
Organism: Saprolegnia parasitica CBS 223.65
Lineage: Eukaryota; Oomycota; Saprolegniomycetes; Saprolegniales; Saprolegniaceae
Exons: 1
Coding region: 1-1011 (336 amino acids)
Source: RefSeq, a predicted model, not a curated record
AUGCACGACCUUUUCAAGCCCUUCAACCGCGGCGGCGCCGUGGACGUGCGCGCGUUUGUGAAAUCGGUCAUGACGACCGACGGUCCCCACGACAGUUAUGUGCCCAACGGCCUCUUUACCGAGCAACCGCCGGAGAAGGAGCCGCUCUCGGGUCGCCGCCAUGUCGACCCGAAGCAGCAGCGCGCCAAAAGCACCGAGUCCUUCCUCGUGUCGAGCAAGCGCGUGCACGGCUACAACAAGGCGAAGGGCAUUCCACCCAAGCCGUAUCCGCGCCGCCACCACCGACAAAGUGAGAGUGGCAGUCACCUCAAAGCGACCAAGACGACCGUGCAGUUCACGCUCUCGCCCGAAAAGAUCGCGGCAACCCUCGCGCGUUCAGGCUCGACCGCGCCGCGCCAGAGCCUCGCGGACCUCCCGACACCGGACCGGCGGGAAUUUCACUUUCGCCCGCCCACGGCCGCCGUGACAACCGUGAACUUUGUGACGCCGGCGGAGGAGAAGCUCGCGCCGGCCAAGGUCGAAGCGAGCAGCAGCAGUAGCAACGUACUGCAGCGCCGGCCCAAGUCGUCGGGCCGCAAACACCUCGUGAGCCCUUUCUCGCCGAUCAAGCGCCCCGAUUCGCCGAAAGCGACCGCGUUCCAGCGUUUGCCCAUCCCGCCGCGACCGACGACGCCACUCGCCACGGACGCGAGUCGUGCAGCGACACUGGGUGGCGAUGAAAAUGCCCUCGACGAUGCUGAUGUGGGCAGCGACUCGAGCGCCGACGACAUGGGCGGUGAUGACGCGAACGUGGUGGAGGGCGGACUGGCGGCCCUCACGGUCACGGACGAGCCGACGCCAACGACGCCGCGACGACGGCCGACGACCGCCCAGCAGCCGAGUUUCGAAGCGUUCGAGCCGUUGGCGCCGCCGCGCAUUUCGCUCGUCCACCAGCGGCAGCAGACAACAACGACGUACAAGUCGAUGAAGCCCAACUUUCGCAUUUCCGAAAGUACAUUUUGCUGCCGCUAACCCCUCCGAUUGAUGUGAAUUCACUGUGCCAUCUUGUCCA